AUGUAUGUCGUUAUGAAGUGUCUUUGUAAAGAUAUCUCACCCGAUAGCACUGAUGAUUAUGCCAGUAUGGCUGCUUCUACUAUUUACUAUUAUAUUAAGAAGUUUAGUGAUGCAAUUAUGUUUGGGUUUAAUGCGGAAUACAUGAGACGUCCCACUGUGAAUGAUAUCAAGUGGGAGGAACACGCAGAUAGAGGAUUUCCAGGAAUGCUUGGUAGCCUGGACUGUAUGCAUUGGGGUUGGAGGGUGUGUCCGAUGGACGAGGCGGGAACACACACAUGCCACAAAAGUUAUCCCACCUGUGUUCUUGAGGCGGUUGCUUCACACGAUAGGUGGUUUUGGCAUGUGUAUUUUAGAGUGGGUGGAUCAAGCAAUGAUAUUAAUGUUUUGAAGUCCUCUAAUUUGUUUGAUGAAAAUCUCAAUGGUAUUGCACCACCUUGUCAUUUUACUAUCAAUAGGAACCAGUCCACGCAGGGGUAUUAUUUAGUGGAUGAAAUUUAUAAGAGUCACUAUGUGUUAGUCCAAGAUUACGGUGCACCCAGUGGUAUUCCAAUUCUCGAAUUAUUUAACAAAUAUCAAAUGGCUAAGAGGAAAGAUGCGGAACGAGCAUUUGAGACACUGCAAAAGGAUGAACAUCGUGACCCGGAGUGGAAAUAUGUGCCAGACCCACCUCAUGCACCUAUAGUCGGAAACUUGAGGCAGACAAGCGAGUCAUUACAAAACCAAAUUCUUCAGGAGAGACUUCGUACGGAUCUUGCACCUCAUAUAUGGGAACGACAUGGUCAAGGUCUAAGGGAUGGUGAAAUGCCGGGAGAUGUGAUAGACAACGAGCUGGAUUCGGGAGAAGACACGGACGAGGUUGAUAUUGAUCAAGACCAUUACGACCCAGGAAAAGUUUUUUUGGGCUCCGAUUCAGAAUGA
Molecule: messenger RNA, 918 nt
Organism: Papaver somniferum (opium poppy)
Lineage: Eukaryota; Viridiplantae; Streptophyta; Magnoliopsida; Ranunculales; Papaveraceae
Exons: 2
Coding region: 1-918 (305 amino acids)
Source: RefSeq, a predicted model, not a curated record